UCUCUCUCUCUCUCUCUCUAACCCUCUUUUUAUUUCUCUCUCUCUAACCACAAACAUGGAGGAUCAAUCAGCCGGGUGCUGCAGGUGCUGCUUCAGCUUAAUAUUCACUCUCGGCCUCAUAGCCCUCUUCAUGUGGCUGAGCGUCGACACCAAAAGUUCCACCCUCUUCGUCACCCUCCGGCUCAAAAACACCAACAAUGACAAGAGAGUUUUAUACGACGCCGUCAACCACACCUUCCGGUGGCACAGAAUGGACAGGCGCUGCUUCAGCAUCAUAUUCACCCUCGGCCUCACAGCCCUCUCCAUGUGGCUGAGCCUCCGCACCUCCAACCCCAAGUGCACCAUCCACUCAUUUUACCUUCCUGCCCUCAACCGGACCCUAAACGACACCAAAAACACGACCCUCUUCGUCGCCCUCCGGCUCAAAAACACCAACAGUGAAAAGGGAGUUUACUAUGAUGCCGUCAACCUCACCUUCCGGCUGCUGCCCAAUGCCACCAGCAUGCCCGUAGCAACUUCUGCUGUGCCCCGGUUCUACCAGGGCCACAAGAAGACGGCCACCAAGAUCUUGGUCGUGGGCCCCCAAGAGUGGCUCAACUGGACGGCAGUGUUCAGUGGGGUCCACCCCAAUGGGAGUGUGAAUUUCAGGGUGGAUUUGGCCACUGCUGUGAGGUUCAAGAUCAUGUUUUGGAAGACCAAGAGGCACAGGCUGAAUGUUGGUGCUGACGUGCUGGUCAAUGACUCCGGCGGGAAAGUCAACGAGAAGGAUAUCAAACUCUCUGCUGCACCAGAUCAUCACCUGAUUGGUUUCUUUUCUGGGCAGGUGGGGGUUUUGUCCAAUUUCUUGGUUUUGAUUUUGCUCAAUUUUUUGUGAUUUUUUUUUUUAUUUUUUAGAAUUUUUAUAGUGAAAGACUUUGUUAUUCUUGUUGCAUUUUUUUUAUUUUGUUGAUUUGUAAUCAGUGCUAUUUUUUAAGCAAGGAAGAAAUUAGUCCCAACUUUUUUACCUUAAAAUAUUUUUUAUUUAAUUUUUUGUGAUAUACUGUAGACAAUGUAACUUAGUCAAAUCAGAAUCC
This is a messenger RNA of Malus domestica (apple), 1073 nucleotides long. Its product is annotated as protein NDR1-like. Gene Ontology annotation, biological process: defense response to other organism. The record is from RefSeq and is a predicted model, not a curated record. Gene Ontology annotation, cellular component: plasmodesma; plasma membrane. NCBI's taxonomy places the organism in Eukaryota, Viridiplantae, Streptophyta, Magnoliopsida, Rosales, Rosaceae.